UCUGACAAUCAAAACACUGAACUGCUGCUUUCUCCAUCUUUCUUCUUAUAGGAUCUACUGAGUUAACAUCGCGAUGGCCGAACGAGUCCACCCGGCCGAUUCUCCACCCACCUCCGGCGAAUACCCAACUUCAAAAGCAGCAACUUCGUCCCCCGAGAAACCUGCUCCACAACCUGGAACUUACGUCAUCCAAAUUCCCAAGGACCAAAUCUACCGCGUCCCUUCUCCGGAUAACGCGCGCCGCUAUGAGCAUCUAUCCAAACGGAAGGCUCGUCGGAGUAGCUGUCGCAGCUGCUGUUUCUGCUUGUUGAUUACCGUCAUCGUCCUACUCCUCGUAUCCGCCAUUGCUGCCGCGGUGAUUUACUUCGUUUACAAGCCCGAGUCUCCAAAUUACUCCGUCGAGAACGUUGUCAUCAAGGGAUUCAACUUGAAUUCAUCAUCUCCGAUCUCUCCUGAAUUCGACAUCACCGUCCGGGCACACAACCCCAACGACAAAAUUGGCAUUUACUACGAUAAAGGCAGCUCCGUUGGAGUUUACUACGAAGACAUUAACCUCUGUAGAGGCGGGUUGCCAGCUUUUUACCAGCCGACGAAUAACGUAACGGUGUUCAAAACAGCUUUAAAGGGCUCUGCAAUUGAACUAACAAACGGCGCGCUUAGGGCUCUUUCCGACCAGCAAAACAAGAGAGCGGUGCCGUUUCGUUUGAAGCUGAGAGCGCCAGUUAAGAUCAAAGUGGGGUCCUUUAAGACGUGGAAAAUUACUGUUAAAGUGACGUGCAAGAUUACGGUGGACAGGUUAACGGCGGCGUCCAGGAUUGUAUCAAAGGAUUGCGAUUAUGGAGUUGAUCUCUGGUAAAGAUUGUAGCAAUUGGUACAGUUAGAGUGUUUGGUUGCAGGGAUAGUGCGCCAUGAAUGUAAUAUUUUAUUCUAUAUACAUAGUAGUGGCAUACAUGACA
Messenger RNA from Hibiscus syriacus, 956 nucleotides. Its product is annotated as NDR1/HIN1-like protein 13. The transcript has a single exon. Bases 74 to 856 code for a protein of 260 amino acids. Gene Ontology annotation, cellular component: plasma membrane. NCBI's taxonomy places the organism in Eukaryota, Viridiplantae, Streptophyta, Magnoliopsida, Malvales, Malvaceae. The record is from RefSeq and is a predicted model, not a curated record.